GCGGACCCUAUGACGCCGACUGACAGCUCAUAGCCUAUUUAUUUUUAAUUUAAGACAUGUUUUACCGUAGGCUAAACUGGCAUGCAUACCUUUAAAAAAAAAAAAAGAUUGAUUGCCAAUACUCACUGGUUUUAAAGAGGUAAUUUAGGGAUCAAUUCCAUACAUUAGACCUAUUUAUUAUGCGCAGUGAUAUUCCACGGCAGGUUCACAUAUCAAAUUCAAUUUAUUUAUAAAGCCCUUCUUACAUCAGCUGAUAUCUCAAAGUGCUGUGCAGAAGCCCAUCCUAAAACCCCAAACAGCAAGCAAUGCAGGUGUAGAAGCACGGUAGAUACAACAUCCAAAUGCUUUAUUGCGUUACACACACCAUCAGCAGCUAUGCCUUGCAACAUGUCAAGGCGUUGCAGAAAGAGGAAGAUCAAGUGAGCUACACGACACACACAGCCAAGUGCUAACAAGUUCCCACAAGGGUCUCGCGGAGAGGUUGCAGUCGCCAGGGUCAUCAUGAAGGACCAAAGCUGUACUGAUGAAAUUACACAAAUCUUCCAAGAGGCUCCGCCGGCGAGACAAGCCCUGUUGGACAACUACAACAACCUGAUGAACGUGGCCGAAUACUGCGAGAAUAACUACCUGCAGGCAGGUGCAGAUGCGGCCAAGGCCCUGGAGGAGACUAAGAACUUCACUACCCAGUCUCUGGCCAGUGUGGCCUACCAGAUCAGCACCCUGGCCUCCAACGUCCUCAAGCUGCUGGAUGCACAGAACUCCCAGCUCAGACACAUGGAGUCCUCUGUCAACCUCAUCGGACAGACAGUGGACAUGCACAGAGAGAAGGUGGCCCGGAGAGAGAUAGGGGCUUUCACCACAGCCAAGAGGGUUCCCCGCAGUCACAAAAUAAUCCCCCCGGCAACAGGCAAGGAGCCCAAACCCAAGUACACCCGUAGUCCCAUCACCUACUCGGACCUGGACACACAGGGACAUGGCAUGAAGGAUUCUGGUAAGCUGCUGGGGAAAGCCGGGUCAACACGCAAACAUGGCGGCACCAUCAGCAGGAGCACUUCCAGAGCACCCCCAGAGCCUGUCCAGUGUCCCAUAGCCCCCUCUCUGUCUCGAGGGGCGUCCCUCACCUCUCUCCAUGAUCGCUCCAUUGGGUCCAGCUUCGGCAAGGCCGUGCCUCCCCCCGUGGUCCCCAGCUGGCCCGCGUCACCUAACUCUGACAUCAUCACCACCCUGCUGGAGGAGGCCCCGCCCCCACCACCGCCCCUGUCUCUUAUGGAGGAUGGUGACGCCGCCAUGCCCGCUCCGGCCCCUCCUCCUCCUCCCAUGGCGCCUCCUGCCUCCUCUCUGGAUGUCCCUCCUCCCCCUCCACUGCCCCCCACAACCAGCACCCCUGAACCUGCCCAUACCAGCCUAGCCUGCAUCCCCCCUCCCCCUGCCCCACCCCCACUGGAUACUGUGGCCGAAGAGAACGGCUUCCCGCCCCCUAUGCCACCACCAUCUGACGAGCCUCUCCCUCCACCAACCAGCGGGGCCCUGGAGUUCCCUGGCCCUCCCCCUCCACCGAGUGAUGAGGUGGAUGAAGCUCUGCAGCCCAGGCGGUCUUGUGUACGUCGUAACGCCCCCAGCUCGCGCUCCAUGUCCCUCAGGGUCCGCAAAGGCCCUCGCUCUCGCUCGCUCUACACUCGCUCGCUCUUCCUGCCAACCAUCCAAUCACUCAUGAUCCCCCCUCCCCCUUCAUACCCCCCUCCCCUCGCCCCUCCCGUGUCGCUGAGCCCCCUGUCCAGCCUGCCCGCCCGCCUGGAUCACCUGGGUAAGUGGGGACUGUGUGAGACCGCAGUACACCCUCCAGGCCAUGGAGAGGGGGGCGUGAGAGGGUGACUUCUGUCCAAAGGACUGCAUCACUGCUUCUGCUUCUGCUGCUAUUGCUGUUGAGUCUACUGUGUCGGAAGGUAAAGCCAUGGACAGAUUCUGUCCCGUAAAAGUCCGUCAGACACCGGGUUGGUAACGUCUUUGUCUUUUCCUUGAUAGAUAUGAUGUCUUGUGUUUUUCAAUAUAACAGAUAACACCUUAUGUGGAGAAAAGAGUUACAAAGAAGCUCGGUACUGUAAAUUGAUUUAAAGAGUCAUCGGAACAAGUUAUGCAGUAUAGCUACAGUUUUGAUACACUUUGGAACGUAUGCUGAAUUACUUGUAUGGCAAGUGGUGCAGCCUAUCAUCAGUUUGGGUUUACAGUUGAAGACGGAAGUUUACAUACACUUGACACAAGUCAUUGACACAAGUCAUUUUUCCAACAAUUGUUUACAGACAGAUUAUUUCACUUAUACUUCCAGUGGGUCAGAAGUUUACAUACCCUAAAUUGACGGUGUCUUUAAACAGCUUGGAAAAUUCAAGAAAAUUAUGUCAUGGCUUUAGAAGCUUUUGAUAGGCUAAUUGACAGCAUUUGAGUCAAUUGGAGGUGUACCUGUGGAUGUCUUUCAAGGCCUACCUUCAAACUCAGUGCCUCUUUGCUUGACAUCAUGGGGAAAUCAAACGAAAUCAGCCAAGACCUCAGUUAAAGAAAAUUGUAGACCUCCACAAGUCUGGUUCAUCCUUGGGAGCAAUUUCCAAACGCCUGAAGGUAUCACGUUCAUCUGUACAAACAAUAGUACGCAAGUAUAAACACCUUGGGACUACGCAGCCGUCAUACCGCUCAGGAAGGAGACGUGUUCUGUCUCCUAGAGAUGAACAUACUUUGGUGCGAAAAGUGUACAUGCAGCAAAGGACCUUGUGAAUAUGCUGGAGGAAACAGGUACAAAGUAUCUAUAUCCACAGUAAAACGAGUCCUAUAUCGACAUAACCUGAAAGGCCGCUCAGCAAGGAAGAAGCCACUGCUCCAAAACCGCCAUAAAAAAGCCACACUACGGUUUGCAACUGCACAUGGGGACAACGAUCGUACUUUUUGGAGAAACGUCCUCUGGUCUGAUGAAACUAAAAUAGAACUGUUUGGCCAUAAUGACCAUUGCUAUUUUUGGAGGAAAAAGGGGGAGGCAGAACACCAUCCCAACCAUGAAGCACGGGGGUGAUAGCAUGAUGUUGUGGGGGUGCUUUGCUGCAGGAGGGACUGGUGCAGUUCACAAAAUAGAUGGCAUCACGAGGCAGGAAAAUUAUCUGGAUAUAUUGAAGCAACAUCUCAAGACAUCAGUCAGGAAGGUAAAGCUUGGUCACAAAUGGGUCUUCUAAAUGGACAAUGACCACAAGCAUACUUCCAAAGUUGUGUCAAAAUGGCUUAAGGACAACAAAGUCAAGGUAUUGGAGUGGCCAAAGCCCUGACCUCAAUCCCAUAGAAAAUUUAUGGGCAGACCUGAAAAGGUGUGUUCGAGCAAGGAGGCCUACAAACCUGACUCAGUUACACCAGCUUUGUCAGGGGGAAUGGGCCAAAAUUCACCAAACUUAUUGUGGAAACUUGUGGAAUGCUACCCGAAACGUUUGACCCAAGUUAAACAAUUUGAAGGCAAUGCUACCAAAUCCUAAUUGAGUGUAUGUAAACUUCUGACCCACUGGGAAUGUGAUGAAAGAAAUAAAAGCUGAAAUAAAUUAUUCUCUCUACUAUUAUUCUGGCAUUUCACAUUCUUAAAAUAAAGUGGGGAUCCUAACUGACCUAAGACAGGGGAUUUUUACUAGGAUUAGGAAUUGUGAAAAACAGAGUUUAAAUGUAUUUGGCUAUGGUGUAUGUAAACUUCCGACUUCAACUGUAUAUGACUUUUGUCCAAUCCUGUAGAUCUGGUGAUCCCAGCCCCUCCUCCUCCACCUUUUACCGACAGCGUGGUGGGCUUUGAUGACGACAUGUCACCCCUACCUCCCCCUGCGG
Messenger RNA from Salvelinus fontinalis (brook trout), 3840 nucleotides. Its product is annotated as abl interactor 2-like. The record is from RefSeq and is a predicted model, not a curated record. The coding region runs from base 502 to 1872 and encodes 456 amino acids. The transcript is spliced from 10 exons. Gene Ontology annotation, molecular function: SH3 domain binding. NCBI's taxonomy places the organism in Eukaryota, Metazoa, Chordata, Actinopteri, Salmoniformes, Salmonidae. Gene Ontology annotation, cellular component: lamellipodium.